CUUAUUAGUAUAUCGUUUAAUGUUAAGUGAACCCUAAGGGAACCUUGCAAGAUGAAUGUCAAUCUUGGAGAAUACUUCCGGACAACUUUCGAGGAUAAACUCCUCGUAAAGAUGCCGGAAAGAGAAGAUGACCACCUUACACCUGCUACACGUCUUCUUGAAAAAAGGAGAGAAAUGGCAGAAGUUGAACAAGCUCUCGCAGCACAAAAAGAGGAAUUUCAAAUGAAAAUGGAAAGUUUACAACAGAGAAGAGAAGAAUUAGAAAGAAAAGAAUAUCAAUUAAAAGAAUCGUUAUUGAAAUUUGACCAUUUCUUAAAGGAUAAUGACUCCAAACGUGCCCGAGCUCUUAAGAAGGCUGAGGAUGAACGAGAUUCUAAAAAACAGAAAGACAAAGAAAUAGACAAAUUGAGAGAUGAAAAAGGUUCCUUGUUGAAAGAAAAAGAAAAACUUCAAACAAAAUUAGAAAAAUACACAAUAUUCCACAAAUAUAUGGAGAAGACACUGGAAGCUGGAGAGGAAUUUCAUGAAAUGAGAGACAUCAUAGCCAGGCAUGAUACUUUGGUUGCAACACACGGUGACUUGAUGGAUCGUGAAAAUCAGAACCAAGCUGUGAUUGAACAACAGAGACAGAAUCUGAUGAAAUAUAUAGAGGAGAAAGACAACCAAAUUCUCUCAUUCAAUAACCUCCUAUCCGGACUACAGACCCGAUUAGAUGAAGCUCAGAGUGAGGCUGUGUUCUGGGAAUCAAAGUGGACUCAUAUAAAAAACACGGCUGCCAAGAAAACUCUGGAGCUAGGCAGAAUAAAGAUGGCCGCCCACAAUUUAUAUCAGCUUGUGAAGAGACACCAGAAACAGACUGGUUCAGAGGAGGACACUGCAGAACAGCUACACCAGAUCCGAAUGUUUAUACAAGACCUUACAAUUAUCACCAACGAGAUUCGUCGGAUGGAACUUUCUGGCGCCUCCAUUGCUCCACCAUCCUCCAGUUAAACUCUACCACUGUUGAACCGUCGUAUAAUCUUCUAUAUCAUCACUCAGUCAUUCAGUGCAGUUUUGUCUGCAUAUUUCUCACACCUAAUGUUGACUUUGUAAAAAUCUGGAUAAAAAUUCCCCAAAAUUAAAUAAUUAGGUGUUACUGUUUUUUUUUUUUCA
Ylistrum balloti is the source of this 1152-nucleotide messenger RNA. RefSeq names its product coiled-coil domain-containing protein 42 homolog. The transcript is spliced from 9 exons. The record is from RefSeq and is a predicted model, not a curated record. Lineage: Eukaryota; Metazoa; Mollusca; Bivalvia; Pectinida; Pectinidae. The coding region runs from base 52 to 990 and encodes 312 amino acids.